Messenger RNA from Nilaparvata lugens (brown planthopper), 1889 nucleotides. Its product is annotated as tyrosine-protein kinase ZAP-70-like. The transcript has 3 exons. Gene Ontology annotation, cellular component: signaling receptor complex. NCBI's taxonomy places the organism in Eukaryota, Metazoa, Arthropoda, Insecta, Hemiptera, Delphacidae. Bases 45 to 323 code for a protein of 92 amino acids. The record is from RefSeq and is a predicted model, not a curated record. Gene Ontology annotation, molecular function: ATP binding; transmembrane receptor protein tyrosine kinase activity. Gene Ontology annotation, biological process: cell surface receptor protein tyrosine kinase signaling pathway; multicellular organism development; positive regulation of kinase activity.
UUUACCUGUUGUCUCCAUGAAUAAAUAAAUAAAUUGUUGCAGGGAUGCAGUAUUUGGCUGGGCAGAAGAGAGUGCACCGCGACCUGGCAGCUCGCAACAUCCUGUUGGCUUCGCGAAACCAGGCCAAGGUCAGCGACUUCGGACUGUCGCGCCGCUGCGGCGACCGUGACUACUACACCGCAUCGCAGGGCGGACGCUGGCCUAUCAAGUGGUAUGCGCCAGAAUCCUAUAAUCUGGCUAGGUUCACUUCAGCUAGCGAUGUUUGGAGUUACGGGGUUACACUGUGGGAAAUGUUUUCCUAUGGAAAGCAGCCCCUAUGGUGAAAUGCGUGGCCAAGAUGCAAUCGAUCUUGUUGAGAAAGGAGAACGACUAGAGAGGCCCCAGAACUGUCCAGUCGAUGUUUACCAAACCAUGGAAAGGUGCUGGCACUAUCACGAAAGGGACAGGCCAACAUUCGAUCAAUUGGUUGAAACGUUCACUGACACAACCUACAUCAAUGUACACCAACUAGUCACUGAAAAGGAUAUCAGCUGAUACUGUCCCUCCUCACUAUUCAUUCAUUCGUCUUCCAAAUGUAUUACUCACUAUGAGAAUCCAUUCUCAUUAUUCAUCUUCAGCAUUCAUUCUACUGUGAUUGUUUCUCUACUCUCCACAUCAUCAUUACUGUUUUGUGACUCUCUUAUCAUUUCAAUAAGCUCUCGCUCAAAAGUUUAUUAGAAACGGAAAUAAUUUUGUUAGAGAGUAACAAGGUCUUUGAUAAGCAUUCAAAUUCUAAUAUGGAUUAUUAUUUGAAAGAAGCUGAAAGAAUUGGUAAGCUGUAAUCUCUCCUCCACUUAUCUCAAAAUGCGUGAAUCUAGAAGACCAGGUGUGACCGUAUAUUAGGUCGAUCACUAUCGGAUUAAGCUUUGCUGAGAUUAAUCAAAGACACAAUUAGCUUCCUCUAAUCUACAUUUCUUCAACAAUGUGUGUUUCAAUAGCCUUAUUCUUCGUUAAUCUAAGAAAUUAUUUCUCACAUUUUGUCAGAAAUAGGGCUUUUUAAUGUAUGGUGUUAUUCGUUUUCACCCUAUUUUAGUUAUGGAUGCUUUAUCGAGCUACGUUACACCUUAGUAGAUGUACAUCUUUAUUCUUCUGCAUAUCUAUUGGUAAAAGUAACAUAGUUAAAUUUCAACAAAAUCAAACUAUUAUUUUGCAACUCCAUAACUCUGAAGAAGUAAAGAAGUCAUGUAUGUAAAGAAUCUUACUAUCAAUAUAUUGCAAAAUUCUUAUUGUCGCUCUUUCUCUGAUAUUGAGGCGCGUUUGCCCUAGCUGCGUUGCAACGCACAUAUCUGCUUCAGCGCAGGUUAACACUAUUCAGUUUAUAGUCGAUCAACUUCCACAACGCAGAACUACUCUGCAUCACAACGUAGGAAAACGAACUUUUCAACGUUAUCCUGAGAUUAAGAUUUUAUAACUUUUUUUUCAUUGACUGAGAGUACUUUUGGUAUUUAUGAAUUAUCAUUAUUUAAUCCGUGCCAUAGUAUAAAAGCUAUAAUACUCUUCAAAAAUAAUUUUUGAUGAGUAGGCUAUUUAUAGGUUUUUAUUGUUUAUAAAACUAUAACUGCAAUAAAUUUCAAACUUGGAGUCCAUUGGGACAACUUUGGAAUUUGUCAAUUAUUUCUCUACGUUGUUUAAUUUUGAUUUACUGCAUUUCACAAGUCUUCCAUCCUCAAAUCUAUCUCGAGCAUAUCCUGUAGUGUGAUUAUCAUUUGUGAUUAUUUAGUAGUUUAGCAUCAAUUGAAUAUAUUAUUAUCAUUGUUGUAUUUUUAUAAUCUAUUGAAAUGAAUAUUAUACAGAUAUUUUAUGAAACUUUUUCUUCAUGUGAAUUCUAUUAAAAAUGUUGAUUGAAAGUU